Saccoglossus kowalevskii is the source of this 952-nucleotide messenger RNA. RefSeq names its product ankyrin repeat domain-containing protein 54-like. Lineage: Eukaryota; Metazoa; Hemichordata; Enteropneusta; Harrimaniidae. The record is from RefSeq and is a predicted model, not a curated record. Gene Ontology annotation, molecular function: protein binding.
AUGGAUGGUCAAAAUAUCGCCAUGGAAUGUGGGAAAUCAAAUCGAUCUGAUGCCGGUCUGGAUGACAGUCGUCCUGUUAGCGCCACCACAACACAACCUCAAUAUUCUGAAAUACCUGAUUUUCGAGUAGAUUUUAGCGGCUGGGAAUGUGCAUCUGAGCCACAAGCGGGGUUAAGCUACCUAAGUCUUGUGCCAAUUGACUAUUUUGGCGCAGGGUAUGAAUUUUCGACCACUACCGAAGAUUAUAGUGGAAAAAUCAAGAAACCCCGGCGUUCGAGGUUAUUUUCCAGACGGGGGGCAGUGGUCUUACAAAACAGCCCUCUUGGCAAAGGGUCGCACCUUGUGAAGAAAUUACACAUUGCAGUAAACUCAUCAGAUUAUACUGCAGUUUGUAAAUUUUUAGAAGAUGGUGUUGAUCCAAGUGCUGCAGAUGAUAAACAUAGAACUCCUUUACACAUAGCCUCAGCUAAGGGAGCACAAGAAAUUGUACAAGUUCUUCUACGCCAUGGUGCAAAUCCAAAUACAAAGGAUGUUAUUGGAAAUACUCCACUCCAUUUAGCUGUAUGCAGCAAUCAAAUCGGGACUAUAACUAUGUUGUUGAAAGGAGGUGCCAAUGCCCAUGCUCUUGAUAGAAAUGGAAGAACACCAUUACAUUUAGCUCACUCCAGAUUGACACGAACUACUGACUAUAAUUAUAAUUCUCAGCAACUGAGAAUGGAAGUGACAGAGAUUAUAGCCAUGCUGAAAAUGUAUAUACAUAGCAUUGGUUUUGGUGGUGAAAUUGACAAGCUUAAUGAACUUGGUGAUAAACUAGAAGAAACUACAACAAAGAAAGGGGUUGAUGAGAUCCAGGAGAUGUUGGUUGGCUUCACUCAUAUGACAAUAGAGAAACAGUGCAAGGUGAAAGAUACAUCAUGAUGUGAUCGGGAAACAGUAUGAAAUGAUAUGGCAG